AUGGCUUGCCAAAAGAUUCAAUUCGAGAAGCAAAUUAUCGACUUGUACGACCAAAUAUCCAAACUCAAGAGCCUUAAACCUUCCGAAAAUGUUGACAACUUGUUCGGACAGCUCAUGUCCACGUGCUUGCCCACGGAGACUAACAUCGACGUCGAAAGUUUGUGCCCAAAAAUCCAAGAUAUCAGAACCAAUCUCAUCAAGCUACGUAGUGAAGCCAUAGGAUAUUCUGAGCAACACUUAUCCACGGUCCUGGGAUCUCUCGAAGACAACCCACUUCAUCAUUUAGAUCUCUACCCUUACUACAACAACUACCUCAAACUAAGCAAGGUCGAGUUCGAUCUCCUCACGCAACACACGAGCCAUGUUCCAACCAAGAUUGCGUUCGUGGGCUCUGGUUCGAUGCCCUUCACAUCCAUCAUCUUGGCUAAGUUCCAUCUCCCAAACACGACGUUCCACAACUUCGAAAUCGACCCUCAAGCCAACUCCCUUGCCUCCCGACUUGUCUCACGAGAUCUCGACCUCUCCAGACGCAUGAUCUUUCACACAAUGGAUAUACUCAACGCCACAGAGAUUCUACGUGACUACGACGUCGUUUUCUUGGCAUCGUUUGUUGGGGUGGACAAAGAAGCAAAAGUCAAAGUCAUCGAACACUUGGAGAAACACAUGUCUCCUGGAGCUCUGCUCAUGCUUAGGAGUGCUAAAGGCCUUAGAGCUUUCCUAUAUAUAGACAUUGAUCCUUGUGGUCUAAAAGGUUUCGAGGUGUUGGCGACCUAUCACCCGUCGUUGUCAGAUGGAUUUGUGAACUCGGUGAUGGUCACACGCAAACUCAGCGAUUAA
Molecule: messenger RNA, 837 nt
Organism: Eutrema salsugineum
Lineage: Eukaryota; Viridiplantae; Streptophyta; Magnoliopsida; Brassicales; Brassicaceae
Product: nicotianamine synthase 1
Exons: 1
Coding region: 1-837 (278 amino acids)
Biological process (GO): nicotianamine biosynthetic process
Molecular function (GO): nicotianamine synthase activity
Source: RefSeq, a predicted model, not a curated record